Messenger RNA from Bombus impatiens (common eastern bumble bee), 4404 nucleotides. RefSeq names its product POU domain, class 2, transcription factor 2-like. The transcript has 10 exons. Gene Ontology annotation, molecular function: RNA polymerase II cis-regulatory region sequence-specific DNA binding; DNA-binding transcription factor activity, RNA polymerase II-specific. NCBI's taxonomy places the organism in Eukaryota, Metazoa, Arthropoda, Insecta, Hymenoptera, Apidae. Gene Ontology annotation, biological process: regulation of transcription by RNA polymerase II. Bases 206 to 2533 code for a protein of 775 amino acids. The record is from RefSeq and is a predicted model, not a curated record.
GCGGACCGUCCGGCAAAUUCCGCCUCCGGUUGUCGUACCAUCUAGUUCGCAACAACAACAGCAGCAGCAGCAACAACAACACCAACAACAGCAGUCGGUUCAACAUCAGCAGCACAGACAGCAACAUCAUCAUUCCAUCCAUCGACAGCGUCAAGAGCCGAGCCCGCCCUCGGUGGCCGCUUCCUCUUUCGUUUUGCCGUCGUCGAUGACGCAGACCCCCAGCAUGCAUCUGCUGGAGAACAAUAACCUGGUGGAGGUUGCGAUGGUUCAACAGCAACAACAGUCUCAACAGCAGAUGCAGAUGCAGCCACAGAAGCAAAAGCAGACCAGCCCGACGAACAACAACACCAUCGAGGCUUGGAGAUCCAUUCAAGGUGGUCACCAGUGGUGGAGUCCGCCAAGUACCGUUCAUCAAGAGCAACAGCAGCAACAGCAAGUGUCGCCUCUCGGUCAGCAAGUCCCUCAGUCGCAGAGUCUGGUUGCUGGCACGGUAUGCGGUCAAGUACAAAGACAGUCGCAGAUUCAAUCGGAAAUCGAUCAGCCUUUGGACUUUUCGGUGGGUUCCCUUCAACAACAGAGGCUACAUUCUCGCGUAAGGACUAUACACGAGAGACUGCAGAGUAGGAUGCACGACAAUAAUAACGGUACAGCCGGUAGCGGACAGAAGAUCGUCAGAGGGACUGGCAGCAGGAGAAGUUUCAGUCCCAGUGAUGGUAGCAGCAGCAGCAGCGAGGACGAAGGGGUCUCCACCGGCGGGAGUCCUUCUGGCCCCCUUCGAGGCACCGAAAACGACUCGUGCGAGCAGCCGGUUGCGGAUCGGCCUUACGGUAAAGUUUGGAUAGGCGAUAACGAGGUCACGUGGCGGACCGAACAGUCUUUCAAGAGGACCUCACCCUUAAAUCCUUGUACCACCACGACUACUACGACAACGACAGGUGGCGGAGCACCGGCACACCCCCACCUGUCACCACCUAUUGCCGCCCCCGUAACCACUCCCGAUCACAGAAGUCCCAGCAGUCUGCACGUGAAACUCGGUAUUUCUCCUGCCAGCGAUGCGCUCGGCCGAAUCGAUAAGGAGCCAACCUCGCCGGAAUCCAUACAAGAUGCAGACCUUCAUGGUGAGGUGGAUGGACCCGAUCUCAGCGGUGACGAUAGGAGUAUCACCAGUGAUAUUCAAGAUGCCACUGAGGCGAAUCUCGAUCACGAUUCCAUGGACUCGGAUAGGGAAGCUCUCAAUCUGGUCACAGACGUGUCGCACCGCAACAGCAGUAGCGGAACCAGCGGCAGCGCCUCCUCGCCUAGUUCCGGGGUGAGCAGCCAAAUAACCGGAAGUCACCAACAACAGCAACACACGGCAGGCCAGCAGAAUAGCAGCAACUCGCAAGCUGCCCUGGCUGCCCAACUAGUCAGCCAGCAAUUGCUGAUGCACGGACCUCUUGGUGCUCUCGGACCACAGGAGAUUCAGGCAUUGGCUUCGACGUUUCAGCAACAACAACAUUCGCUGCAGCAACAGUUGCAGCAGUUGGCAAUGUUUCAACAAGCCAACUCUGCUGCAGCGGGCCAGCUUCCGGCUCAGGCGCAGUUCUUCUUACAAAACCAGGGGCUGUUGCAGGGCGGUGGCUACUCCUCAAGAUCCAGUCAUCCGCGCUCACAGUCCAUGCAGGUGCAGCAGGCAGUAGCGCAGGCAGCCCAGCAACUGCAAGCUCUGCAGAAGCAGCAAGCUCUUCAGGGUAGCGGAGGUCUAGUUGGUCGAAGUUUAGGGCAACAAAGGUCACCACCGCCACCUGGCACGCCUCCAGCGGUGAAACCACCUCCUCCGAGGCUUGAACCAUCGCCGGAGGAGACUACGGACCUCGAGGAACUGGAACAGUUCGCCAAAACCUUUAAACAGAGAAGAAUCAAACUCGGCUUCACCCAAGGCGACGUUGGCCUAGCUAUGGGCAAACUUUAUGGCAACGAUUUCUCUCAGACGACGAUCUCCAGGUUCGAAGCAUUAAAUCUUUCUUUCAAGAACAUGUGCAAACUGAAACCUCUCUUACAAAAGUGGUUGGAAGACGCGGAUAAUUCGUUGAACAACCCGAAUUCUCUUUCGAAUCCACUUACUACACCGGAAGCUAUCGGCAGGCGGCGGAAGAAGAGGACGUCGAUAGAAACCAGCGUGAGAGUUGCUCUGGAGAAAGCGUUCGUACAAAACCCGAAACCUACUUCUGAAGAAAUUACCGUAUUAGCAGACACUUUAGCCAUGGAAAAGGAAGUUGUUCGGGUGUGGUUUUGCAAUAGACGACAAAAAGAGAAAAGAAUCAAUCCGCCAACAGCAGCAAUGGGCAGUCCAACAAUGGCGUCCCCAGCACCAUCAGUCUUCGCAUCACUCGCAAGUUCCAUGUCCGGUAGUCCUCUAGCUCUCACGACGCACUCUUCAGGCAUGGGACACUCUCAUCCUCACCCCACACCCCUCGGUUCACCAUUACCCUUGGCUCUGGUGGCUUCAGCAGGUGGAAACUACCACCCACUAAGUGGCAAGUCCCACGAGUGACACCAGCAGCCCACCCAUCAAGGGGACGCGCUUUUUCACCAACACCAUCAACAGCCAUCACAUCAACAACAACAACAACGACGUUUGUGCAAUCUACCUGAAUUCUAUCACUAAUCCGUCAGCUAGUCCAUCGUUGGCGAUGAUUCAGUGACUAUCUAGCGAACGCCCGUUACCAAAGGGAAUUUGACGCGAUGGAACCGACAGGAUCGAGCAAUAUACGGUCAUGGGAAUGGAGCAGAGAUUUUGGACUGUUAGCUGACUUCACGAUACAAUUCGAAACAUAUCUUGGUGUCGAGAGAUUCCAUUUGGAAGAGAUUAUGUCAGGAGUGGAUGCAAUCUUUAAUUAUGGAUUGUUAUGAUCAAUCAAUUCUGAAGGGAAGAGGAUGAUCAGAGGAGGAAUUAUCAAGGUAUAUCUAUCUUAUAAAGAGUAUACGAGUAACGGAGAGGCAUUAUGGAAAGGCAUCAAACAUGGAACGCCAUAAAGAGACUCUUAGGUAAAAACUUAAACUUCAAGAAAUGCAGUGUAUCGUCCAAAGACAUCGAUUUAUCGAACAUCGUGUUUCGUUGAACGUUUCGUGUUUUUCUCACAGUAUUAUGUUUAUUGGCUGGAUUAUUCGGUUGGAAGCGUUGAUUGUAGUGAUGACGAUAUCGCGCGGAACGAAGUCUUCGAAACUUAUGUGAUUAUUAUACAUUGUAUAUAAAAAUACUGCAAUUUUUCCAACUUGAAAUAUGCAUUUGUUUCAUUUGAAGAAAUUGAAGAAACGAUGAUACAAAUUACAGACUAAAUUUGAAUUCAAUCAGAAUUCAAAAUAGCUUUGAGGUCUUCAUUCCCGCAUAGCAAAUAGUGCAGGAUCGUUGCCGCCAUUCGACAUUUAUUUACAAGAUGUAAUUAACGACGCGAAUAUAACCGGCCGCGAACCGUCAUAAAACAGUACCUUAAUCGGUUUCUGCAGUUUCUCAUUUGAAUUAUCAUGAAAUAUUUAUCAUGGGGGGAAUCGUUCGACGAUACCUGUAAUUAUCGACUGGUUUUCCUCUGCGUCCUUCGAGUUUCCUUUUGCCCAUCGGGCGAUUCAACGUCGCUUCGAUCACGCACUACAUUUCGUGCGUGCUGUUUCACGAUCUCGAAGAAUCCGAGAAUUGAACUUUUCGAAAUCGUGAAGCCACCGGAGAAAGACAAAAGAAUAGAGUCUUUAAAUUUUUCACGAGCAUUCGUCCAACGAAUCACGACGGAACACAUGAUCGAGAUUACAACGAACAACGAGAGAACACAUGAAUCGAACGUGUUAAAUCUUCCUGCCGUUUUGCUGAAUUCGUGGUGUCGCGAUCGACGGUUCCUUCGAAGGGGGCAAACACUUUUUACAAGUACUCGCCUCUUCGUGGUAAGCAGGGUUUACGUGCCACUUACAAGGGAGUCUCCAAUUCCUCGAGAGAGAAAGUUCGUCUAUUACUAAAGAAAAGAAGCACCAAGUUCGUGGAAAUGUUCACUGCCACUCAGAAAUAAUAAAAAAUGGUAGAUUCUAAUUUCUUCUAAUGAAAAUCAAUGAUUAAUCGACAGUUUGGAUUUCGUGAAAACAACCAUUCGCUUAAUUUCAUCAAGUAAAAAAAAUAUUAUACAAUUCAGACGAGCUUUUGAUCUUCAAGUUUCAAGUUCCCUUUGAGGUGGUGAACAUGCGGUGAGGCCCGACAAUACGAUUGUACAUAAUUACGCAUACGUGUGCGUGUCUGUCUUCAUACAUAUCUGUGUCAUAAAUUUGUAUAUGUAGGCAAAAAAAAAAAAAAAGGAGGAGGUAAAAUACAAAGAAACGUGCGGGCCUAAUAAUACCGUGAAAACAAAGACUAGAGGAGAAUAUGGCUCGUACAUCGUCAUCGAC